AUCAUUCUCCAUCUCACAUUCACUCGUACACAUCUUCCACUCGCAGUCGCUCUGUGCGAAAUGCUGAGAUUUGAUUCCAUUUUGAGCUCCAGAUAGACAGCCUGUUUUGGAAGCUGUCGGCGGACAGAAAUGGAGCACAAGCAGCCAUGGAUUUGGAAGAAGAAAUCUGCAGAGAGUGGAAGGCGUUCUUCUUUCAGCAGAAAUGAAGAGGAUGUNCCCCCCAAAAAAAAAAACAUAAUGCAUCCUCUUCACCUACAUGUGCUUUUAAAGGGUAAAGCAGAACUGGAAAGAGAUAUACAGAAGUUGAAUGAUAGGCUUUCUUCUGCUCUCUUAGAGUGCAAUGCAAAAGAUGAUUUUUCACAGAGACAGGCAAAGAUUGCACGUGAAGCAAUUGCGGGUUGGGAGAAAGCCGAGACAGAAGCAAUAUUUCUGAAGCAAGAGCUAGAAAAAGCUUUAUAUCAAAUAGCAGCAAGCGAUGAACGAUUAGUUAGUUUGGAUUCAGCACUGAAUGAAUGUAUGCAUCAGUUGCGUUCUGUCCGAGGAGAGCAAGAGAAAACAAGGGUUGUGUUUGAGGAGAAACUAGCAAAGUUAGUGGCUGAAAACACUCAGCUCAAUAAGGCUCUCAUGGGAAAGGAAAAAGUUAUUGUGAAUUUAAGUGCUCAAAGGGCUAUGUCAGAAAGAGAAUUAAAUACCCUUAUGACUAGACUUGAUUCUUUAGAGACUGAACUUGGGAAGAAUGAAAAGCAGUCAAGGACUCCAUUUUCUAAAAAAAUAGGAGCUUCUGACAUGAAUCUUAUGGAUGACUUUGUACAGAUGGAAAAGUUAGCUGUUGAAAGAGCAGUUAAAGGCUGUAUAUUAGAGCGUUCUGCUUCUACACAGGAAAUUAAGUCACAUACAUGUCCAUCUGUAACUAAAAUAAUUGAAAUUAUAGAAGGGAUUUUACCAUAUCGCAUCUCAGAAACACAAGCAGGCUUCACAGUUCGUCAUUUCCAGUGGAAAACUUCUGAACUUUCUCUGAUUCUUCAAGAAUUUGUCCAAACUUGCCAUAACCUUUUGUAUGGAAAUGCUGACUUUGAAAAGUUUGCCGAACAAUUAGCUUGUACCUUGGAAUGGACCGUCAACCAUUGUUUUUCCCUUCAAGAUGUUUCAAGCAUGGAAGAUGCAAUAAAAAACCAUUUCGAAUGGGAUGACGAGUCGCGAAGCGAGUGUGAGGUAGGACCACCCCCUCAAUUCAUAGUUGUAAAUGAUGGAGGCAAAAUAUAUAAGGGUGAAUAUGCAAAUGCAAUUGCUGAGAAGAUGAAAGAGGAAGAUUUGGGAAAGGAGCUCCAAACAAAGAAUGGUGAGGCUGAACCAUUGACGGUGGAGAUCCAAGAAUCGGAAACAAUCAAUAGCCUGAAAAUGGAAGUGGAAAAUCUUAGAGGUUUAAAGUCGAUGAUAAUUGAGGAUCAAGAUGAAAGACACAAGAUUAUUAAAGAAGGCCUUGAGAUGCAGAUUGAAGCAACCAAACUUAAGUUAAAUGAAGCUUGCCAGAAGUAUUCUCUUCUAGAAAAAGAAACAGAUAGAACAUAUACAGAGUCUGUGCCUGCCGCACAUGAUAAACUUCAGUUAUGUGAAAGCAUUUCAAAUAAAGAAUUUCCUCAGGAUGAUGUGGACAAUGAAGAAAGGCUAAUACAAAAUGACUGGGAAAUCACAGCAGCUUCAGAAAAGUUGGCCGAAUGUCAGGAAACUAUAUUAAACCUGGGAAAGCAGUUGAAGGCAUUGGCUUCGCCAAAGGAUGCAGCCAUUUUUGAUAAUUCCAUAUCUACCCCUAAGAAGAACCUUGGGCGUCGCUCAUCUCUGCUUGACAGAAUGCUAGAUGAGGACAAUGACGGUCAAUGUUGCAAGUCUCCUAAAACCAAGGAACUCAUUCUGAAUGGAAAUAGCCAUUCUGCUUUGGGUGCCCAUAACGAGGCAGUAGAACCGCGUCCAGAAGAUGUUAGAUCUCAAAAUGGGAACAGAAACACAGUUGAAGACAAAGAUCAUGGCAACACAAUUGAAGAAAAAGACAGUGUCGAUUCCUUAGCUAUUGUUCGUGGUAAGAAAAAGAAUGGAGGAUUGUUGAAAAAGCUGUUAAGCUGCAAAAAGACCAUCUCAUCAUGAUGAAUCUUUGGAGAGCAUUUUGUUUCCACUUCACUCCUAUCUCUCUUGUAGUGGGUAAAUUUUGUGUUCCCUUUUUAUGUUCUUUCUCAUAUAAUAUUUUGUAAAGUAUCUUUAUUGCUUGUUAAUAAAUGAGAAGGCGAUGA
Messenger RNA from Cuscuta campestris, 2282 nucleotides. The record is from the annotation of a GenBank genome assembly. Lineage: Eukaryota; Viridiplantae; Streptophyta; Magnoliopsida; Solanales; Convolvulaceae.